GCUCGACGUGAACGUGUAUAAAUAUAGCUCGCCUUUUGCAAGUAAGACAUCACAAAGACAAGAGAUUUCAAGACGCGGAAAACAUAGAGAGAAGAAACAUAUACCUCAAAAGCACCAAACACAAACCAAAGAAGAAGAACACAAUAUGGUGUCUCAAAAGCUGGAGAUUUGCAUCGAAUUAGUGAAGUUUGCCGUCGUUUUUGUAGCCACCGUGGCUGAAUCAGUAGAAAAGGCUUUCCGGAAGCCUUUGCCGGCGCUUCCAGCAGUUCAUGAUGGUAGCCGGAAUAGUUACUCGGCCGUUCCCAUUCCUCUUGUUGGAUUCAUGUGAUGAGCUUUCUUUUGUUUGUUUAUUUUAUUUUUCUUCUCUUUUUUGGGUUUUGACCUCGUUAAAGUUAGGAGUGGCGUUUUGAAGUUGUUGAUAUGUGUAUACGCAUAAUCAAAGUAAUCAUGAAGAGUUGCAGAUGAA
Molecule: messenger RNA, 466 nt
Organism: Brassica napus (rape)
Lineage: Eukaryota; Viridiplantae; Streptophyta; Magnoliopsida; Brassicales; Brassicaceae
Exons: 1
Coding region: 146-328 (60 amino acids)
Source: RefSeq, a predicted model, not a curated record